AUGUGGCCUUUUGACACUGUGCUUUGCUUCACGGACUUGGCCUUCCACACUUCUUGGCCGUUCAUGCUUUCUUUCCCCAAACAUCUACAGCGCCACAAAAGCUGUUCAUUUCCAGCAAGACAAUUCUUGAUUCUUAACAUGAUGCAGAAUAAGUCUGAUGAUAUACACGACGACAACUCCGACCUCCUCGAACCUUUCGUCGAAACAGAGUUGGUCAAUGCCGAUUUAUUUGGAGAGUGGCUUCAACAAGAACUUGGCGAUGGGAAAGAUCAGCAGGGCAUCAUCUCAAAGGUAGCAGCGGCGCUCGGUGUAUUUAAGAAAACACUACAGUCGCUUUCUCUCGAGAGUACCCUGCCAAAUCCCAGGUUAUGGAACAUGCAAGUCGAUGCAGUCAAUGGUAACGAUUUGAGGGUCAUCGUUACUAUACCAGGGUCGUCGGAGAAGAUCGAAGUUGUUGCCAAGGAUCAAGACGAACUGCAGUUUCUCAAAGGCGAUAAAUGUCUCGGAUACAUGUCCAAAGUGUGGCAUGGACUUGCUCAAUCGCUCGAUAGACUGACCAUCUACGCACAAAGAUGCAAGGAACUGAAGGCCCAAGAAGCGGAAUUGAUGCAUCCUGCAGAAGCUACAGUGCAGAAGCACAUCAAUCUGCUCAAGGAGUACAACGACAUGAAAGACAUUGGACAGCAAGUCAUCGGCCUUAUCGCAGAAAACAAGGGCGUUCAAAUCGGGAAGCUCUACGAGAAUGGGGACUACGGGGUCACGGCGGACGACUGA
Molecule: messenger RNA, 774 nt
Organism: Podospora pseudocomata
Lineage: Eukaryota; Fungi; Ascomycota; Sordariomycetes; Sordariales; Podosporaceae
Exons: 4
Coding region: 1-774 (257 amino acids)
Biological process (GO): meiotic DNA recombinase assembly involved in reciprocal meiotic recombination; meiotic joint molecule formation; double-strand break repair via homologous recombination
Cellular component (GO): Swi5-Swi2 complex; Swi5-Sfr1 complex
Source: RefSeq, a predicted model, not a curated record